CCCAACCGGAAGCGGAGUGCGGAGCCUAAUGAGCCGAGCCGGCUAUCGAGAUAGUGACAAGACCCCAUUCUCCUGGGCUGGACUCCUUUCUACAGCUAGGAGUCAAUGGCAGGAGACAGAAUCAAGCCCUGUGAGCUGGACCAAGAGAAAUAUGAUGCUGAUGACAAUGUGAAGAUCAUCUGCCUGGGGGACAGUGCAGUGGGCAAGUCCAAACUCAUGGAGAGAUUUCUCAUGGACGGAUUCCAGCCACAGCAGUUGUCCACGUAUGCCCUGACCCUGUACAAGCACACGGCCACAGUAGAUGGCAAGACCAUUCUUGUGGACUUUUGGGACACGGCAGGCCAGGAGCGGUUCCAGAGCAUGCAUGCCUCCUACUACCACAAGGCCCAUGCCUGCAUCAUGGUAUUCGACGUACAGAGGAAAGUCACCUACAAGAACCUGAGCACCUGGUACACAGAGCUUCGAGAAUUCAGGCCAGAGAUCCCAUGCAUCGUAGUGGCCAACAAAAUUGAUGCAGACAUAAAGGUGACCCAAAAAAGCUUCAAUUUUGCAAGGAAGUUCUCCCUGCCCCUGUACUUUGUCUCAGCUGCUGAUGGUACCAACGUCGUGAAGCUCUUCAAUGAUGCCAUUCGAUUAGCUGUGUCUUACAAACAGAACUCCCAGGAUUUCAUGGACGAGGUUUUGCAGGAGCUUGAGGUACCAGGGCUACAGCUGGGCAAAUGCAGAGCCAGGCCUCACUUGCAACCUUGUCCACAGAACUUCAAAUUGGAGCAGAAAGAGGAAGAUGUGCCAGACCCAAAGCAGAGUGGCGUCAUCGAAAGCCCAUCACAGCAGGCAGCCUCUCCCCACAGCUGAUGAGCAGGGUGGGGCCCUUUCUAAAUACCCCAGCACCCUCCAUUUCUGAAUGGAGACACUCCAGGCCAUCCCUUAUUUCACCUCUUGUAAACCUGCCUGUCCUAUUUUCCUAGCUCAGGCUACAUGGAUAAGGUCGGCACUAGCGAACUCUCUGGACAGGUGUGAGAGGUCCAUACUAGACCUUGAAGCAGAAUUAGGGAUCAAUAUCAUUAACACCUUCUCUAUCCACUACCGCACAGGCCAGACAGUUAAGAGGAUCAGGGAAGAUCGUUGGGUGUCUCUUUAAUAAAAGGAAAUUUAGGUUGUUGGGUUUUUUCCUUCCUAAAACUAUCCUCUGGGAUUUUUCCUUAUGUUUCUGCUGAAGCAGUGGCUACCCCUGUUGCCAUCACCACACAGUCUGUGGGCCCCACACCCUUUCGCUCCUGAUCAUCCAUCCUUUUUCCUCUUUAGUCUUCCAACUGUCCUUAUCUUAAGAUGUUCUUGAGCAGACUUUUGAACACCUCCUGUUUCAAGAGCUCUUUUAGGUAAGGCUGAGAUUAUAGGAACCGGCUUGCCUUUGGCACUAAAUAGAAGGUAACAGGUCCAGCCUAGUAAAACAUAAGCAUUAUUGGUAAACAUCAGGGGUUAAGACACCCAUUGAGAUUAAAGAAAUUGACUUUAAGGAAAUCUUCCUUUAAAACCCCAAUUCCAGCAUAAGAGGCCGCCUGUGUACCUCCUGCAGGAGGCAGGGGCUACAGGAGUGUCUGCCAUCUACACUCCUCUCUAGGACUUGUGCUUGGCUAAUAUGUUUUUAUGAUCAUCUUGUACAUCAUUUGCAUUGUUUUCAUUAAUUUAUUUUGUUUUUAUUGUUUCCUUUUUUACAGUAAAGGUUGA
Messenger RNA from Otolemur garnettii (small-eared galago), 1728 nucleotides. RefSeq names its product RAB, member of RAS oncogene family like 2B (gene RABL2B). Gene Ontology annotation, cellular component: endosome; Golgi apparatus. Gene Ontology annotation, molecular function: GTP binding; GTPase activity. The transcript is spliced from 9 exons. The record is from RefSeq and is a predicted model, not a curated record. Bases 106 to 855 code for a protein of 249 amino acids. NCBI's taxonomy places the organism in Eukaryota, Metazoa, Chordata, Mammalia, Primates, Galagidae.